AUGCGUUCUCCACUUUCGGAUCUCGCAAAGAGAGAACGUGUUUUUUCCUCUGACUUUCUCUCUCAUUCGCGGAGAGAAGAAAGCGGGCUUUGCUCCAGCUACCGCUAUCCUUGGGAAACCAAAAGAGCUACCGAAGGAAAGGGAUGCAGUCUCUCCCUUGGCCUUUGGAGAGGAGAGGGCAGAGAAGAAAACGUCCUUCGCGCAAGUUUCUUUGCUUCCUGCGUCCUUACUAGUAUAAAAGGGGCUCUUCGACCAAGAAGGCAUUCUGGUAGGAAGGCCGACCACUACAUAAGUGGCCAUCCGCCCAGGAGAGAAGCAAACUACCCUUUUUUGAUCCCCCUUCCCGGGCAGGGAAGAGAACGAAAAUGGACCGCAGAUGGUAGUCGUGGUUGA
Capsicum annuum is the source of this 393-nucleotide messenger RNA. NCBI's taxonomy places the organism in Eukaryota, Viridiplantae, Streptophyta, Magnoliopsida, Solanales, Solanaceae. The record is from the annotation of a RefSeq genome assembly.